AUGGCGACUCCAGAGCAGCGAUCCGUACGCCUUCAUGUUCAUCUUCGCAACCCCGAUAAUGCCCCAGCUUCUAAAUUUUGGUUGCCUUGUCUCGAAAUCCCCAUUGACAGACUGACCGAGUUAUCAUCAAAACCGUACAGAUGGUUGUGCUAUGCCGGCUACUGCAUCAUGGGUGUUGAAGGCAGCCUGUCUUUUUCUCCUACAGACUUGGGUCGAGUAGGGUUUGACUACGAUGCCCCUUUCGAAUCUACCCUUACUUGUGGCCUCUACUUCCAUCCCGGCGGUCCAAUAUUUCCCAUCGACCCCGACUUUGAAGAGGGAUCUGUCACCACUCUUUCUGAAGACCAGUCGUCUACUUUCAGGACAUCAAUUAUCGAGCGCGAUGGAACUUGCAUUGUCACUAACAACCCACCUCCUUAUUGUGAGGCUGUGCAUCUAAUUAGGCAGAGCAAGGGAAGUGAGUACAUUGAAAGGUUCACACAGCGACGAGGCGAUGGGCCCGGGGAUAUCAUCACUGACAUCGACGAUCCGCGAAACGGCUUGCUGGUUAACCGGAUGUUACAUGUUGCGUUUGGCCAUAGUGUUGCCAUACUUCUGACUCCUAACUUCAUCAUGAAAACAACAGACGUAGUUCCGGGGGCCGCGCCAGAUGAACCUCGGUGGACCGUACAAGAUUUCGCUGAACCUACAACUAGAACGGCUAAUCUCCGUGCCUGGAUUUCAGCUGGUCAAGCUGUCCGUACACCUCCUCGCGGUACCCAAUGGCCACCUCACUGUCUGUUCGCUGCAGUAUAUGCUUCAGCGCUCAUCACGACAUGGCCUAUGAAGGAAUUUUUGACGCAGGUCAGAUCGAUGUGGAUGGACACUUUCUAUCCCAAGAGUAGUGGCAGGGAUCAGGAAAAGGCUGAGCGGCGCAAAAGGAAGGCUGAGAGGGAGAGAGAGAACAGACACGAUCGUAUGCUGGGAGAUGAGGUUGAUGUGUUCGAUGUCCUUCUCAUGUUGCGGGAGAUAGGUGCCUACCGUGACAACAUGGCUGGUGAUUCCGUCCCCCAGCCAUCCUCUGCUGAUGAAAGUGUGCAGGAGAAGGUCCUUCCUUGGCUUCAAGGCAUCCAUUAA
Molecule: messenger RNA, 1116 nt
Organism: Desarmillaria tabescens
Lineage: Eukaryota; Fungi; Basidiomycota; Agaricomycetes; Agaricales; Physalacriaceae
Exons: 3
Coding region: 1-1116 (371 amino acids)
Source: RefSeq, a predicted model, not a curated record